This is a messenger RNA of Aspergillus neoniger CBS 115656, 492 nucleotides long. RefSeq lists its product as uncharacterized. The coding region runs from base 224 to 490 and encodes 88 amino acids. The transcript has 2 exons. The record is from RefSeq and is a predicted model, not a curated record. Gene Ontology annotation, cellular component: extracellular region. NCBI's taxonomy places the organism in Eukaryota, Fungi, Ascomycota, Eurotiomycetes, Eurotiales, Aspergillaceae.
CUUUAUUCCGUCGAAGGCUUUCUCAGCUCUGGGGACUAGCAUGUCCCAUGCGGCAGAUAUGCUGUCGAAAAGGAGAUUAUUUAAAUCCCAACAUAUUUCCCCGACCUGCUCCUGCAACUCAUCAUUGAUCCCAUUCAUCAAAUCAAUCUAAUAUCCUAACAACCACUACUAUUAACUCCAAUUUCUUCAAUUCUUCCGCUCAGUCCAUCAACCCUAUCUCAAUAUGAAGACCUUCGCCAUCCCCCUCCUAAUCGCCACGGCCUCCAGCCUCGCCGUCGCUUCAUCCCUCUGUCCUUUGAAUAACACCCCUAAGUGCUGCACUGUCGAUCCCUCGGGCCUAUUUCCUUCGGGCUGUGUAGAACCUAGCACAACCCCAACCAGCACUGCCGAGUUGAACUCCGUUUGUAAAGCGCAGCAGAAGGAGGCUCGGUGCUGUGUUAUAUCUGAUACUUUGCUGGAGAAUGUCUGUAAUCCGGUGAUUGAUGCUUAAAC